AUGGCUGUGCAAACCUCAGAGUUGUCGGCGACGGAAGGGACGGUGGUGGCUAAGCUCGACGGGAAGACAUCAGCCAAUCACAAAGCCGCAAAUGCCGAUGACAACGGAAAGUUCGAGACAAAAGCCACGGGACAGGGGACGGGGUUCUUGGGCGAUGCCAUGAGGUUGUUGUGA
Molecule: messenger RNA, 174 nt
Organism: Pyrenophora tritici-repentis Pt-1C-BFP
Lineage: Eukaryota; Fungi; Ascomycota; Dothideomycetes; Pleosporales; Pleosporaceae
Source: RefSeq, a predicted model, not a curated record